Molecule: messenger RNA, 968 nt
Organism: Lycium barbarum (goji berry)
Lineage: Eukaryota; Viridiplantae; Streptophyta; Magnoliopsida; Solanales; Solanaceae
Exons: 9
Coding region: 1-717 (238 amino acids)
Biological process (GO): transcription elongation by RNA polymerase II
Cellular component (GO): elongin complex; nucleus
Source: RefSeq, a predicted model, not a curated record
AUGGCUAACAACGAUCUUCCAGUUGACAAUGUUUUGCUAAUAAGUCAGAAGCUGAGGAAGACUUUGCAUUUGCAAUUAUUCAUCCGAGGAGAGGGGAACCACAGAAGCAAGUUGACUAGUGAUGUAGCUGGGGAGCUUAGUGAUACAUCUGUAAGUUGUGAGGAAACUAGAUCCAAUUCUCAGGCUAUUGUAUUUUCUCCAUUGGAGCAGCAAGUGCUGAGAAGAAGAAAUGCUAUUACUGAAAACAUGGGAAGAGAUCUCAGUCAAGUGACUAAUAGACUUUGGAAGACGUUUUACCAGAUUGAGUUUGGUGAGAAGAGCAUCAAUCAGGUGGUUGAGAGAAUGAAGCAAAGGAAAGUUACAUUUAAAUGGAAACAGUUGUAUGAGGCAAAGACAAAGGAAGUGGCGGAAACUCAGCAAAGGUCAUUCGAAAGAAUCAAGGAAUUGUAUCAAAAGGAAGAUGCGAAACGACAGAGCCGACAAGUUCAAGUCUGCACAAAGGUUCCACCUUCUAGCAAUAAAAGAAGCUUUUACGGUAGUGGACCUGGUAGCAGUUUUGGCAACACAAAGAGUUCCUUGAUGAAGAAGGCAAAAAUAGAGUUUGUUAACAGUCGAGAAGUAAAGAAUUUGGCUGCUAUGAAGAAUAAAGGUGUGCAAAGAACUCAUAGAUUUUGGCUAUUUGAACCUCGAUGUGGCAUGCAUCACAAGAAGACGUAGUUCAUGCUCUUGUUGAUUAGGAUAUAUAGUGGGGAGGAAUCGGAUCAUGUCUCUAACACCCAACGUUGACUUUUGGAUUGUAAUAUUGCUAUGUUUUCUUGGAUAUGUAUAUAUAUAUUUUUUUAUGAUAGUUUUAAUUCGAAUUAGAUGUACUUUUGAAGGUGAAUUUGAUUGUAGGAAGUAGUUUAUCGAUGUUUUAACUUUACGAUGUUUAAGUGUUUGAAUAUAGAAAUCAGUUUAUGGUUGUUUAA